Messenger RNA from Cuscuta europaea, 1017 nucleotides. Lineage: Eukaryota; Viridiplantae; Streptophyta; Magnoliopsida; Solanales; Convolvulaceae. The record is from the annotation of a GenBank genome assembly.
CUCAUGUCGUUACUCUACCAUUUUACUUUCUCUCUCUACUCUCAAUCCGUCAUUUCGUAAGUUCCCAGCUCGGCUUCCUUCUUGCCUUUACUAUGUCUGGUAAACCUGGACCCUCGGCUUCCUCAAAGCCCGAGGCCAUAGAGCUCACCCAAAGUACCCGGGGUAGCUCGGCUUCCACACUCGUUCGUCCUGAUGACCAGGCGGAUGAUGGGUGUUUCUCCGGAGACGACUUGGAGUUCCACGAGCGGGGGAUGCCCAGUAGGCCUCCUCGCUACUCCCUUCACUUAAAUAUGUUCCCACAGACGGCGCCAAUGUUGUGGUUUAUUCCUUCAAGCCGAAGGCCCAACACGCUUCCCUUGGAUUUCAAGUUUAGAGUCUAAUGAGUGUAUGAUGAUAGCAAGUAAGAUGGGUCAAUAACAAGAGUAUUAAGUGGGUCGUAUCUUAUUAAAUGAUAAUAAAGGUCCGCAUAUAAUGCACGUCAACUACUAGCCACGAGGCCGUUCGUCUAUCUCUGUACUAAGAGCUAAGAUAAUUGCUAUUUGCUAUGGAGAAUAAGUUGUCAACCCCUUACAAUGAAAUAAAUGCUGCUAUUUAUACUAUCAAGAGAUAAGUGAUGUUGACGAGGUGGAUGAUUGUGAGUGGUUACCUUCUCAACCAUCAAAUCUACUACAUUAAAUGCGCUUCCCGUCAGUAUCUUGGUUUCCCGCUAAGAGCCCCGGACGAGUGUCCUCUUAGCUAACUUAGACCCUGGAUCCUAGUGACUGCAAGGGUCGGAAUUCACUCGGCUUCUUCAGGUUGCCUGACUGAAGGUCCUGGAAUGAUGCUUGGCCCUUGUUGGACCAAGGCCACUACGGACGAGCAUCUCGAUGGAUAUGACGAUCGUCCAACACGCAACUUGGUGGACCUGUCGACUGGGCUCGUGGUUUAUCUGAUGAAGGGUAAUGGGUCGAUCAUAGUUGGGCCUAUUAACCUAACAGUUAGCUUUGAAGUUUUUUACUACUAGUACUUCAGUUCAAU